Messenger RNA from Fonsecaea pedrosoi CBS 271.37, 3003 nucleotides. RefSeq lists its product as uncharacterized. The record is from RefSeq and is a predicted model, not a curated record. NCBI's taxonomy places the organism in Eukaryota, Fungi, Ascomycota, Eurotiomycetes, Chaetothyriales, Herpotrichiellaceae. The transcript has a single exon. Gene Ontology annotation, biological process: regulation of mitotic cytokinesis. The coding region runs from base 1 to 3003 and encodes 1000 amino acids. Gene Ontology annotation, molecular function: GTPase activator activity.
AUGCUGACCCUCUACCUGCAGCUCUGUGCUGUCGGCACACUUGGUGUAGCCGCUGCGGGACUGGCGCUUGGUACAUCCGAAGGGGAUUCAUACUUGAUUAAGCCGGGCAAGAGGAAGGCUCCUGGUUCUAAUGCUGCCACCCAUUCUCCGGUCUUUGUCGAACAACAACAGCCGGCACGUCCUCAUACCUCCCAACCCUCUGCUUCCCUCCCAGCAUUGUCCGAGAGACUGGAACGUCGACUGUCUACAUCUAUCUUGAGGAGGAAGACUGUCCGGGCAUCUACCCCUUCAGCAACAACAGAGAGUACCGGCACAGACUCUCGUGAAAGUUCGAUCAGUAGACAUGGAAUAUUGAGACCCUGGACAUCUGGCAGGGAGUCAGCAGACGGGAGGGAACAGAGCACACCGUCCACCUGGUUACGACGAAUCUCAAGUCUGUCUCGUCACAGUCGAGGCAGCCCUAGCUCAUCCUCAUCGAGGUUAGAUGACUCUGCGGGUCCAUCUCGCCCUUCUCUAAAUGAUCUCGACCAACCCAACAAGCUUGUGAAGAGGUCGUCCUCAAAGCUGAACAGUGAUGGUGCCACGCCGGCUCUCUUGAGACGCCCAGCUACGAGCCACCAAAGAUCAGCUACGCUCUCUGGAGUGCCCUAUACCCGACCUCUGACAAGCGAAUCCACAAACCUCGAGUCUCCUGCUUACAUUGCUCACGAACCCACGUGGCGGCCUUUCUUCGAGACGACCCAAUCGAGGAAACGACAUUCAUCUGGGUUGCCGCGAGAAGCAGGUGCUCGCACUGUUUCAGUAUCUCAGGGUUACCCUCCAACCCUUCUUCUCGGUGGGAGCAUAGAACCUCGAGACUUGACAGAUAUGGACGACCGCAUGUCACAGCCGUCUGACAUCCAGCUGGCCGCGCCAAUCCGGCGGCAUAAAAUUCGUCGAACGUUGGACUCUGUGCGGAAGGGUAUGCCUCAACGGCACUUCACGGACCCAAUCGUGAGGCUCAACAAAGACGAAGCCUAUGGCAGUAUUGUGCCCUCGACUGCCUUUUCUAACCUCUCACCGAUGUCGAAUGUUUCCACUUUCGAAGUUGACUUGCCUGACGGGACCCCGGUCUUUAAUUCAAGCCCCCCUUCCUACGGGCCUCCUCAACACCGAUUUACUCUGCCGAAACGCAUUUCUGUUGCCCCUUCGGAUCCAACCACGGCUAGCUCGGACAAUGAUAUAAGAGUAUUCACCGAUGAUGAUUCCAUGGACUUCCAAAGCGACACUGCCUAUGACUCACUGGCUACUCGAGCCACGGCCAGCAGUCACUCGGGUUUCCGCCAACCGAAAAUAGAAACAAUCUUUGAUGAGAUGUCGGUUGACCAGGUUCCAGCGGGAACAUCUGCCUUGGAGGAUUUAAUGCAACGUGCCACAUUAGAUGAUACACAAUCGCCUCGACGCGAGGCAGGUCACGAACAAUCUGCCAAUAUCGGCAUCGGCAUUAGUGGGCUUGAGCCCACAGAGGAGACGCAAAACCUCAGUCCAGAUCAAGCGUCCACUCCGGUCAAAAGUCCCUCAGCAGAAGUGGACGAUUUUGUUUUAACGCCAGUGCCAAAGAGAAUCUAUCGUGAACCUGUUGUUUUGGACUCUUCCCCUCCUUCCACGCAGCUGUUUCCACGAGCUCGGGCCGCGGAGCCUGAGCUUCCCCCAAUGAGGGACAUGGACGAUGAAGAUGACAUUGACUGGUCCCCCAAAUCUGCCAGUGACAGACAACAAAAGACGCCAAGUGAGGUACCGUCGAGUCCAAUCCAGACUCGCUUUGAGCAGCUGUUGGAAGACGAUUUCGAAGAACAACCGUCCAUCCAAAGAUCGUCCAUCUUUGAUUGGUCAGAACACCCGAAGUUUGGGAGCGAUCAGCCAAAUGGUAUCAAUCCUCGGCCGCAAACCGUUCAUGGUAAGCAAGGGAGCCAUGUUGGCAGGAGUCGGCCUUCUGGACGGAAAAGCAAUGCAACCAUGCACCUCCGCAGCCAGAGUGUUCCGGUCGUCAACCGUGACAGUGUCGCAGAAAGUGAUACGCCAUCCUCGGCCACUAAGUUUGGUACGUGGGCUUUGGGUAGCAAGCCUGUAAGCGAAGAAUGGAGCGAUGACUUUGAGUUUGACGACGUUGACGUGGACGAGGAAGCUCCGGGAAUGGCAGAUGAGACCAAAACGGUGAACCGAGAGUCGAUCCGAAGUGUCAAGGUUCCCCAAUCCAUCAUAGAUCGCCAACAAAGUGUCCAUGUCCAAUUCGGCCAAGUUCGAGAUUUUAUGUUACUCGUCGAAGAGCUUAAGAGGCUGCGCCUUCGCGGUGCUGGCCUUGGACUCUUGGACAGUCACUCACGGCAGCUGUGGGAGGAUGCAGGGAGCAUCAUUGAUUUGGCCACCGUGAACGAGGAUGACGAAGCUCUCCUUCGGGCACCUUCACCGGUGUCAUCUGACAUUUUUGGCGACGAGACUCCUCCGCCGAAAAGGACCAUCGAGGAGGAAGAGGGACGAAUAACGAGCCGACGAUCUAUUUCCAGUCCGGCAACACCUCCCUACGGACGGCCACGUGGAGAAAGCGUGCAAGCUAAGAAUUUCUUGCAGGCCAUCCAUCAGAAUAGACGGGAGGCAGAAGCCUCGCCCGCCGAGGAGUCCAUUCGGGGCCGUGGGCGUGGGCGUGACCGUGACAAGCUCCCAUUUGACACGCAGGACUUGAGAGAUCUGGUGGUGAGAGCUGGCGUAAUCACAAGGGCCCUGAAAGAGAUUGUGCGCAGGGCCGAAGGGGUGUCGCUCAGUCCCGAGCGGCCACCACAGAAAUUCCAAGAGCCGGUGUUCCGGCAAAUAUUCGAUCCGCCCAACUCAUCACCCAGUCCAGAGUCGAGGAAGCCGUGCCUCCCGAAGAGCAGGAGCGCAAAUAGCUACCUGGAUACGGUGGAGGCAUCGGUAGAUCACGAGAUUUCACCGUCCUUAAAUUUCACAAAGGUUGUGGAAGCUAACUGA